Messenger RNA from Lachancea sp. 'fantastica', 123 nucleotides. The record is from the annotation of a GenBank genome assembly. Lineage: Eukaryota; Fungi; Ascomycota; Saccharomycetes; Saccharomycetales; Saccharomycetaceae.
AUGAUUACUGACGAGCAACUGAACACAUUGGCGAUCGCCUUUGGAGUCAUUAUGGUGACUUUGAUCGUUGUUUACCAUGCAAUUUUUUCCAGCACAAGACAAACAGCUGUCAAAGAGGCCUGA